AUGAGCGGUAUCAAGCCACGUAGUAGUGGCUCUUCCACCAGCGGUCAAGCAAAGCUCGAUGAAGUUACUUCCUUGAUGGAAAGCCUGCGUACCGACGCGAAAGAAAACAACCUGGACCCUUCACAGCGCAGUGCAAGGCUCGAACAAGUUAAGAUACACGGACGCGAUCCUAAGAAUGCGGACCCGAUCUUCACGAAAGAGGGCAUUCAAACACUCGCGCAGCAUGGCUUCGACUCCUCCUCACUGGCGACAUCUCGAGAAGCGCUCCGCUGCUUGGCCAAUGCGUUGCUAUUGCAGCCGCAGACCCGGCAGAUAUUCGUAGACUUGGGAUACGCGAAGAAAGCAGCCGAGAGGCUCAAAACUGACAAUCGAGAUGACGAAUUCCUAGUAUCACGCAUACUCUUUUUGCUAACAUAUGAGACGGAUCUAAAUUUCGAGGGUCUGGUAGAGCAACACCAGCUCGCCGAUAGCAUCAAUGAGAACAUCGCAAGGCAUGCGAAGCGCUUCCCGAAGGGGCUCCAGGGUGCCUCGCAACCAGCGCCAAUGGACGACAUGGCACUAUCAGAAACGCUCAAGCUGAUGUUCAACAUCACCCACUUCAAUCCGGAUCUAGCAGGAUCAUUUUCACCAUCGCUACCCUUCUUGCUAAAGAUACUCUGCCAGUCGGAGAUACCUCGUCCCCCCCUACAACCCCCAAUAAACUACCUCAUCAACGCCCUUCUCAACCUCGACCUAGACGGCACAAAGAGCCAAAUCCUCAGCACAAACCCGCUCUUCCCCGAAACCGACCCAAAGUGCAACGCAGAACACAUCAUAAACAUCCUAUACAAAGCAAUAGCGCAAUACCCGCAAUCCGAGCUCGAUCAGGUGAUCACACCCCUCCUCACUCUAAUCCGCCGCAUCUACGAGAUCGCCCCCGAGGACGUGCAGCACUACACGCAAUCCCUCCUCCUCCCCAGCGACGCCGAGCGCAACAAGCCGCUCGGCAAAUCCGACACCCUCCCCUCGCGCCUGCUCAACCUGUCGACCUCAGCGCCAACGCCUGCGCUCCGCGGCAACAUCUCGUCUCUGCUGUUCGAGCUCUCCGGCAAAGACGCCGCGACAUUCGUGAAGAACGUCGGGUACGGCUUCGCAUCCGGCUUCCUCAUGAGCAACAACAUCGCCGUGCCGGAGAACGCGGUGGAGGCGGAGGUGGGAAGCGGCUCGGCGGACGUGCCUGUUAAUCCGGUCACGGGGCAGAGACUCGAUGCUGAGGCGCCGGAUGCGGGACCGCCGAUGACGGAGGAGGAGAAGGAGAGGGAGGCGGAGAGGCUGUUUGUGCUUUUUGAACGGCUCAAGAAGACCGGUGUUAUCGAUGUGAAGAACCCGGUUGAACAGGCCAGAGAUGAGGGUCGUUUCGAGGAGCUGGACGAUUGA
Molecule: messenger RNA, 1416 nt
Organism: Coniosporium apollinis CBS 100218
Lineage: Eukaryota; Fungi; Ascomycota; Dothideomycetes
Exons: 6
Coding region: 1-1416 (471 amino acids)
Biological process (GO): G protein-coupled receptor signaling pathway
Cellular component (GO): cytoplasm
Molecular function (GO): G-protein alpha-subunit binding; guanyl-nucleotide exchange factor activity
Source: RefSeq, a predicted model, not a curated record